This is a messenger RNA of Oryzias melastigma (Indian medaka), 916 nucleotides long. It is a transcript of the gene pacrg, whose product is annotated as PARK2 co-regulated. The record is from RefSeq and is a predicted model, not a curated record. The coding region runs from base 161 to 832 and encodes 223 amino acids. Gene Ontology annotation, cellular component: neuron projection; cytosol; vesicle. NCBI's taxonomy places the organism in Eukaryota, Metazoa, Chordata, Actinopteri, Beloniformes, Adrianichthyidae. Gene Ontology annotation, molecular function: Hsp90 protein binding; Hsp70 protein binding. The transcript has 5 exons.
CAACCGGUUGCCUAGCAACUACUUGUCAACAGUGGGUGAGCCGGACAGCAGUUUUAGAAGCCUUUACCUGCCAGCCAAACUUCUCACAGGGUUGUUGUCUUUUUUAUUAGAUUUUAGUUUAAGUUUAGUGGACUCUGUUGGGAGGACGCGUGGAGCAUAAAUGUUGAAGAGGAAGACGACGACGGAGCUCAAAGCAGAAGCUUUCACAGUGAGAGCCGGCAUGAAGAACGCUGUGGUGGAGCCCCCUCCUAGAACAGGAGUUUGUGAAGGGCAAAGAUACAAGCCAACAGCUUUUCGGAAAUACUACGAACGCAGGGACCUGCCGGUUGUCAUGGACUACGGCGGCAGGCCCAACAGCAUUAAAUGGAAGGUGGACAUUGAGAGGAUCGACUACCACCACUACCUUCCCUUGUUCUUUGAGGGCUUGAGAGAAACCACUCAUCCAUAUGAGACUCUGGCCUGUCACGGAGUCUACGACAUGCUUGACCAUGGAGGGCCCAAGAUCCUUCCUGUGAUUCCUCUCCUUGUGCAGCCUAUCAGGGAAGCCCUGAACACGAGGAACCAUCGGGUGAUGUGCAACAUGUUGAAGGUUCUGCAGCGUCUGGUGACGUCUGCAGACGGCGUGGGGGAGGCUCUGGUGCCGUACUACAGAAACAUCCUCCCUAUGUUUAACAUCUUCAAGGAUAAGAAAAGCCUUGACUCAGAGAGCGGGGACGAUGUUGCUGAUCUGGUUAAGGAAACUCUGACGGUGAUGGAGCAACACGGAGGACAGAACGCCUUCAUGCACAUUAAGUACAUGAUUCCCACAUACCAGUCCUGCACGAGGAACUAAAGCACAGACGGGUAAUCCUGGAUUGGUUUGGAUUGUCAUCAAAAUAGAUUUGAAUAAAGUUCUUUUCUCCAACUGUUUGAUAAA